Messenger RNA from Acanthopagrus latus (yellowfin seabream), 3224 nucleotides. It is a transcript of the gene itgb6, whose product is annotated as integrin, beta 6. The transcript has 16 exons. Gene Ontology annotation, molecular function: integrin binding. Bases 189 to 2540 code for a protein of 783 amino acids. Gene Ontology annotation, cellular component: focal adhesion; cell surface; integrin alphav-beta6 complex. The record is from RefSeq and is a predicted model, not a curated record. NCBI's taxonomy places the organism in Eukaryota, Metazoa, Chordata, Actinopteri, Spariformes, Sparidae. Gene Ontology annotation, biological process: cell-matrix adhesion; cell adhesion mediated by integrin; cell migration.
UGCUUCAUAAAGGGCGCCGUUACAAUAGGUUUACUGUUGCUCUGACGACUGAGGGGACACAAUGAGACUGAAUGUGCUGGUCUGAUGCUUCCCUGCUCCUCUACAUUUUUCACUUGAUGACAAGGAGGACAGACUGAGACGGGACAGCAUGUUAUCAGAGGACGCCCCUGAAGUAACCUCACGGACUAAUGGGGCUUAUACUGCUGAGCCUGAUUCUUCGGUACUGGAUCAACACCGUGGAGGGAUCAUGUUCAUCUGGCAGCGCCGCGACUUGUGAUGAAUGUCUGCAGCUCAGCUCCCAAUGUGCCUGGUGCACACAGGAGAACUUCACAGACUGGUUUUCAGUCAGCGAACGGUGCGACACACUGGAUAUCUUAUUAGAAAAGGGGUGCACCCGGAGCCAGCUGCAGUUCCCUGUCUCCAAAGGUCAAAUCCUGCUGGAUCUCCCACUCGGGAAGAAGACCGGCAACGUUAACAGCACUCAGAUCUCGCCACAGAAAAUGGCACUCAAGCUGCGACCUGGCAGUCAGGUGACGUUCCAGGUCAAGAUUCAACACACAGAGGACUACCCUGUGGACCUGUACUACCUGAUGGACCUGUCAGCGUCCAUGUUCGACGAUCUGAAGAAGAUUAAAGACCUGGGCUCCUCUCUGUCCAAAGAGAUGGCCAAACUCACCAGUAAGUUUCGAAUGGGCUUCGGCUCUUUUGUGGAGAAACCCGCGCUGCCCUUCAUCAAGGUCACAGAGGAAGAGCUGGCCAACCCCUGCAGCGGGGUUGGCUUCACGUGCCUGCCAACUUUUGGGUACAAGCACGUCUUGUCCCUGACGAGCAGCACGGACAAGUUCAACGAGAUAAUUGCGAGACAGCAAGUAUCCGCAAACACGGAUGUGCCGGAGUGUGGUUUUGACGCCAUCAUGCAGGCGGCUGUUUGUGGGGACAAGAUCGGCUGGAGGAAUGACUCGAUGCGUUUGCUGGUGUUUGUCAGUGACGCCGACUCCCACUUUGGGAUGGACAGCAAGAUGGCCGGCAUCGUGAUCCCUAAUGAUGGGCAGUGUCACUUGGACGACAACAACGAGUACGCCCUGUCCACGGUGCAAGAGUAUCCAACUCUCGGGCAGCUGAUUGAUAAAGUGGUGGAGAACAACAUCUUAUUGAUAUUCGCAGUGACGAACGAACAGACACCCAAGUAUAAGAACUAUGCAAAUCUCAUUCCUGGCGCCACAGUCGGAGACCUGGCCAAAGAUUCACGGAAUGUCUUGGAGCUGAUUGUGACGGCGUACAAGGAGCUGCGUUCAGAGAUCGAACUGGAGGCCCUCGGAGACACAGAAGGGCUGCAGAUGUCUUUUACAUCCCUUUGUCCGGAUGGGACCGUCCUGCCGGAUCUAAAACGCUGCUCCAACAUCAAACCUGGAGAGAUGGUGGUCUUCAACGUGUCCGUGGCGCUCCCAGGGUGCCUGUCGGGAGUCCGGCACUUCUCCCUCAAACCGGUGGGUCUGCAGGACAGUCUGGAGGUGGAACUGGAGUCUCUUUGCUCGUGUGACUGCCGGCAGCCACCUGAAGCGGACGGCAGCCGGUGCACCGAGGGCCAGGGGGCAUUCCAGUGCGGCGUGUGCGCGUGUCAGCCGGGGUUCCUGGGAGCAGAGUGCGAAUGCAGCGAAGAAAGCGCUUUGUUGAGUAACUGCCUGGCGAACAAUGAGUCCGUGCUAUGCAGCGGUCAGGGCCAGUGCUACUGUGGCCAGUGUGUGUGUCACGCGUCCAGCUUUGGACGCGUCUACGGGCCGUACUGCGAGUGUGACAAUUACUCCUGUGUCCGCUUCCGCGGGGAGCUCUGCGGAGGUCACGGCGUGUGUGACUGCGGACAGUGUCUCUGCGAGAGCGGCUGGUCGGGGGAGUAUUGUAACUGCAGCACCAGCGCGGAGGCGUGCAUGUCGGAGGACGGCGCGCUCUGCAGCGGCCGGGGGAGGUGCGAGUGCGGCCGGUGCGUCUGCUCCCUGCCUGGAGCAUCUGGGGACAACUGUGAGAAGUGCGCUACGUGUGGGGACGCCUGCAGCUCUGCAAGGGCCUGUGUGGAGUGCCAUCUGGAAGAUAAGGACGACGCGGAGACUUGUGAUCAAACAUGCAGCGUCCCUAAGAUUUUCAUCAACGCAACAGCAGAUUAUGACAAGGGCCCUUCUAUGAAAUGCACGCUGAUGACAGAGAACGAGUGCCGGAUCUCUUUUCAUGUGGUGGGAGGUGAUACUGGGAUCAUUGCCUACAAUCUCGAGAUGCACGGUUGCCCAGAGCCUCCCAACAUCCCCAUGAUUAUCCUGGGCGUGUCCCUCUCCGUCGUGUGCAUCGGCCUGAUUCUGCUGGGUGUGUGGAAGGUGCUGGUGUCGGUCCACGACAAGAAAGAGGUGGCCAAGUUCGAGGCUGAGAGGUCAAAGGCAAAAUGGCAGACAGGGACCAACCCUCUGUUCAGAAGCUCAACAUCUACGUUCAAAAAUGUAACUUACAGGAACAAUGAGAGAGAAAAGAUUAUUACACUGGAUCAUCACCGAUGAUAAACUGGAGACAACGCUAAACCAACGUCUCAGUGCACUUAGAAGUUUGUGUGUGUGUGUGUGUGUGUGUGUGUGUGUGUGUGUGUAUGUAUAUGUGUGCGCGCGCGAGUUUGUGUGAGACAAAGAGUAAGAGGGAAAUGUCUUGUACCAGGAGUGUUUUUGAAUGAAUCUCUGUGUAGUUUCAGAGAUGCUGUCACACAGUAGAUGACACUGUGAACAGAUUGUGAUGAAUUUCCUGCUGUAAAAGUGCACUGCCGUUAAUGUACUGUCACACACUGCACUCCCCUGCUGCAUGACCCCACGAACUUUUGACACAUUUGUGUCCACUGUAACAUGCAGCGUGGAAAGGAGGCGUACGAGUGGUCUACUACUGAAACAAAUGUUUUAUUCUAAUGAAUGUAAAUAGGCAGGUGGAUGAUUAUUAUGUUUUUUUUAAAUAUUGUGUUUGUUGUUUUAUCGUAAAGUAAGGCUGAGCCUUCGAUGUUGACGGUUAAGACUUUUAGUGGCAUGGCACAUAAAUAAAGUUGAAUUUUGACUUAUUGUAAAAUAGCAUUUAAGGGUGUAAGAUAUUGAUAGGAUUGAUUUGAUUUGGAGGAUUUCAAGUUUUGUUUACGGUGAGAGUCGUCACUUUAUUCCCUCUUUCCAGGCCAGUGAUGGAAAAUUAAAGUGCAUUUUCUACUUUGA